CUCACUGUGGUGGGGAUGAUAAUUAUUGAGGCGCAGUACAAGUGCCGCAGUUCACAUUUUUCACACAGUUUCACGUUUAUUGACUAUUCCUUGACGAGUUUAAUUUUGUGAAUUAUUGAAUAUUAGUUUCAAUGGAAGACAAGUUGAUAGAAUUGGUAAAGGAACACAAGGAGCUUUACGACACAAACGAUCCGAAUUAUAUGAAGAUGAAACUGAAGAAUCAGCUUUGGAAAUCUAUUGCUGAACAGUUGAAUUUCCAAAAUGGACAUGAGGCAAAAACAACAUGGUUGAAAAUGAGGAAUUCCUAUCGAGAUGCCAGACGUCGACAAAGGAACAGUAUCAAAAGCGGCGUGGACCCAGCCAGCAUGAGACUGUGGCGUUAUCAGAAGCAAAUGUCCUUCCUUGAACAAUACUCGACCGCCGGUCAACAUCAGUCCCACAUGCAGGACAGCGACGAUACGUAUCCAUUCCCACUAAGCUCCGACAAUGUGGAACGCGACAGUUCCUACUACAAGAAUGAAACGCAUGAACAACUAUUCUACGCUUCCGAUGUUGAAAGUAUCCUAGAUGAACCUAGUAGAAAUACAUCUGCUACUUCAACAGCCAAGAAGUCGAAAAAAAGGAAAGUAGAUACAGUCCAAAGUCUACUGGAGAGAUCCAUGGAACAGGAAAGGAAUUAUCAACAGGAAAGUGAGAAAACGAAUCAACGCGGCGAAGAGAAGAUCAGAUUGGAAGUGAGUGAUAACUUCAGUGAGGAUCCUCUGUAUCUGUUUUUCAUUUCCAUGUACCAACUAACAAGGACAAUGCCGCCCUCUUUCCAGCAUAGAGUGAGGAGUCAACUAUACAAUGCGGUGUCAACUGCUGAGGAAGAUAUUAUGAGCAUGCCGAGCAGAACGGCUUCUUCAAUGAAUUCUUCUCAUUGACCAAGUUGAGAAGAAUGGAGGAGCAUCUUCUCGUUCCCUCCUUAAGGUAGGUGCACACAGAUCGUCAUCGGACGGACGGCACGCAUCGGACGAUUAGAUUUGAUGCAUUGUUUUCAAUUGGAGUGUGCAUACCUAUCCGGGUGUGAUCACAUUGAAUGCGUCUAUGUGCAAGUGCACGUCAGAUCAUGAUAAUAAAUCUUGUAGGUUUUGUUGUUGUGAGUUUGAGGUUCAACAUUCAACUAAUUGAAAGUUGUAAAAAACUCUCAAACGUUUAAAAAGUUGUGGACUUCCUAUUAUAUUAAACGAGCAACUUCUGUUUAUAUGUUUAGAUGUUUAUAAUAUGUUUGUAUUUCACCGGAUCUCGAAAACGGCUAUAACGACUCUCACGAAAUUCAGAACAUGGUAGGUAAUUAUUUAUAUCUGGUUAUGUUCAACGGAUCUCGAAAACGGCUCUAACGAUUUUCACUAGAUUUGGAACAUAGUAGGUUUAUGAUAUAAAAAUUCGAUUGCACUAGGUCUCAUCCCUGGGAAAACUCGCUGAAGGACAUUAAAAGGAUGAUUAUUAUUCAUCCUUGGAAAAACAGCUGAUACGGUAAUAUUAUUUCGUCGUCUGUUGGUGAUGGAAGUGAGUGAGCGAGUUCAUGUGUGUGGGACUGUGUCAAAAUUAUGACUCAGCUGUUGAACUUUUGUAAUCAUUCAAUCAGGUACUUAGUGCCGGUUGCAAAAAAGCCGGGUUAUUUUCAAUCCUGAAUAAUUCCAGUAGAUCCAUCUUUUUGAAAUGGUCUCUCUGAUUUGGUUCACAUGAAGUUAAUCAGGAUUAAAAUUCAACAGGCUUUUGUACAACUGGGCCUUUGUGAGGGAAAUUUUUGCAUUCCUCUGGGAAUUAAUCUCAAUUUACUGUGAUUAUAUAGAACAUUUCUGUAUAAAUGUUAUUAUAAUUUCUUCUUUCGUAAUAAAUUGUUUAUGCUUUUGUACUCCAGAGCGAAGCUCGGUCCCCGACAUUAUUACUAUAUCAGAGGAAAGUAUUUCAUAUAUUAUUCCUAUACAUAAUAAGCACUAUGAAGAGUGAGGAGGACAAGUGGAACUCGGCUACAAAAUUAAAUUAUAAAAAAAGAAAAAAUAUUUAUUCAAGUUGUCCCUACCUACUGUUGGCUUACAGCAUAGUAUUGUGCCAAUUUUCAAAGGACAACUUACCUAUCUAAUUAUCUGUCUUUAAAACUGAAAUUGCAAACAAUACACUAUCUAGUCAAUCGAGUCUUGCCGAUAAAAUAUUUCUAUGAAAUGGUGUUUCCAAAUUCCCUGCACAAGAUAUCAUUAUUCUCAUAAGUUAAUUCUAUAAAAAAACAUGAAGACACAAUACCGGUACGUUAUUCUCAUAUUGAGUUCAGCAUACAGAAAUACAUGGCUAGGAUGGUUCACUGCUGUCUUCAACAUUUUUAUGUUGCCUAUUGUUUUACAUUGAUACAAAUUGCAUUUCAAAACUUCAUGAGAAACCAGAAUCAAAACAGCAACUUUCUAGUUUUCUACAAACUAGCUCUCUAGAAAUUGUAAUACACGUGAAUAAUAAUAGUAUAUUUCGCACCUAGAGCAGAAAAUGAGAUUUUUCCAGCUCGAAAUCGGUUUUCAAGUCCGAGGCCGUAGGCCGAGGACUAGAAAAGAUUGAGAGCUGGAAAAACAUUUUU
Messenger RNA from Nilaparvata lugens (brown planthopper), 2605 nucleotides. RefSeq lists its product as uncharacterized. The record is from RefSeq and is a predicted model, not a curated record. Bases 132 to 923 code for a protein of 263 amino acids. Lineage: Eukaryota; Metazoa; Arthropoda; Insecta; Hemiptera; Delphacidae. Gene Ontology annotation, molecular function: DNA binding. Gene Ontology annotation, biological process: regulation of transcription by RNA polymerase II. Gene Ontology annotation, cellular component: transcription regulator complex; nucleus. The transcript has 2 exons.